Messenger RNA from Octodon degus (degu), 1003 nucleotides. It is a transcript of the gene Dmc1, whose product is annotated as DNA meiotic recombinase 1. The transcript is spliced from 13 exons. The record is from RefSeq and is a predicted model, not a curated record. Gene Ontology annotation, cellular component: condensed nuclear chromosome. The coding region runs from base 1 to 951 and encodes 316 amino acids. Lineage: Eukaryota; Metazoa; Chordata; Mammalia; Rodentia; Octodontidae. Gene Ontology annotation, biological process: DNA recombinase assembly; reciprocal meiotic recombination; DNA repair. Gene Ontology annotation, molecular function: single-stranded DNA binding; double-stranded DNA binding; ATP-dependent DNA damage sensor activity.
AUGAAGGAGGAUCAGAUAGUGCAGGAAGAAUCAGGAUUCCAAGAUGAAGAGGAAUCUCUGUUUCAAGACAUUGACCUAUUACAGAAACACGGAAUUAACGUGGCUGACAUUAAGAAGCUGAAGUCAGUAGGAAUCUGUACCAUCAAAGGGAUACAAAUGACAACAAGAAGAGCCCUAUGCAAUGUCAAAGGGCUCUCAGAAGCCAAAGUGGACAAGAUUAAAGAGGCAGCCAACAAACUUAUUGAACCAGGCUUCUUGACUGCAUUUGAAUAUAGCGAAAAGAGGAAGAUGGUUUUUCAUAUCACCACUGGGAGCCAAGAAUUUGAAAUUUUGGUGGGGGGUGGAGCAUUAACAGCUCAACUUCCAGGAGCAGGUGGCUACUCAGGAGGAAAGAUUAUCUUCAUUGACACAGAAAACACUUUUCGUCCAGAUCGCCUUCGGGACAUUGCUGAUCGCUUCAACGUGGACCAUGAUGCAGUACUGGACAACGUACUGUAUGCGCGAGCAUAUACUAGUGAACAUCAGAUGGAACUACUUGAUUAUGUAGCAGCGAAGUUCCAUGAAGAAGCUGGCAUCUUCAAGCUGCUGAUCAUUGAUUCAAUAAUGGCACUUUUCCGCGUGGAUUUCAGCGGUCGUGGAGAGCUGGCUGAACGGCAACAAAAACUGGCCCAAAUGCUGUCCAGACUCCAAAAGAUCUCAGAAGAAUAUAAUGUGGCUGUUUUUGUGACCAAUCAAAUGACUGCUGAUCCUGGAGCAACUAUGACCUUUCAGGCAGACCCCAAAAAACCCAUUGGAGGACACAUUCUGGCUCAUGCUUCAACAACAAGAAUAAGCUUGCGAAAGGGAAGAGGAGAACUGCGAAUUGCCAAGAUUUAUGACAGCCCUGAGAUGCCUGAAAAUGAAGCCACCUUCGCAAUAACUGCUGGAGGAAUCGGGGAUGCCAAGGAGUAGGUGGCGAAUUGAUGCAAAUUGCUUCUCAGUGCUUAUUAGGAGCUGAAGAAAU